AUGGAAAUGAAGAGUAAGACACUUCAGGAACAUGAAUCUGAAGUACACACAGAGGAGCUAGGGCGUAGCGGUCCAUCAUUGCCAUCCCGAACACAUUCAGAAUUCGCUGGUGGAGCGGCAUCUAAUAGAAGAAAGAUCAAUGAAAGCUUUGUUCCCUCUACUUCGAUUGUGUCGGAACGUGAACGCCGCGACGAUGAGCUCAUAGCAAUGCUCAACGAAAACGCUGUCCAUGAUGUGGAGGACACACGAAGCAGAAGGUCGAGUGGUGGUCGGAGUGUGAUGUCCGUUCAAACCACGCAAAGUGUGACCUCUGAGCAACCUCCAGAUAUUUCGCAGAUGAAAUCACAGUUAUGGGCUAAGGAGACACAAAUCUCUGCAAUGCGAACGAAGAUCUCGGACCUUGAACGAAAGCUGGCUAAGCGAAGCGACGAACUGUUUGAGUUGAAGGCAGAAAAAGAACUUGUGGAGCAGCGACUAGCUCAACAAGCCAAUGCAGAUAGCGUGGAGGAGUUGAAAAUUGCUAGGAGGAAGGCUCAAGAACAGCGGGAUGUCUUACAGGAUGAAUGCACACAAUUGAAACGAAAGUGUAUGGCACAUGAAGAGGAAGUUCGUGCGAUGGGAGAGCAGCUUCGUCUUGCCAAAUUCAACCUCAGCGAAAACAAGAAAGAGUUCGAUCAAUACAAGGAGAAAGCGCAGAAAAUUUUGCAAGCAAAGGAGAAACUGGUGGAUUCACUGAAAACGGAAGUCAGUUCGCGAUUCAUUUCGUAGUA
This is a messenger RNA of Cylicostephanus goldi, 770 nucleotides long. Lineage: Eukaryota; Metazoa; Nematoda; Chromadorea; Rhabditida; Strongylidae. The record is from the annotation of a GenBank genome assembly.